Molecule: messenger RNA, 1164 nt
Organism: Oldenlandia corymbosa var. corymbosa
Lineage: Eukaryota; Viridiplantae; Streptophyta; Magnoliopsida; Gentianales; Rubiaceae
Source: the annotation of a GenBank genome assembly
AUGGGUUGCAAGAGCACCCAAUUGCAAGCCUUUUCCCUUUUCUUGAUACUAAUCUUUUCCACCAAAGUUAGUUCAUGUGAUGACAAAUGCCAAAACUCAAAAUCCAAGCAUGAGUAUAAAUAUAAGCCUAACCCCAAAUAUGCACCAUCACCGCCACCUCCGAAAUCCAAAUCCCGUCCACCAGGACCACCACCAUCUCCCAAACCCAAAUAUUCACCAUCACCACCACCUCCGAAAUCCAAAUCCCCUCCACCAGGACCACCACCAUCUCCCAAACUCAAAUAUGCACCAUCACCACCACCUCCGAAAUCCAAAUCCUUAACACCACCACCGUCUCCAAAUCCCAAUUCUCCACCACCACCGCCUCGAAAACCCAAGUCUCCACCACCACAUCCUAAACCUAAAUGCCCCCCACCACCUAAACCGAAAAUUUCACCCCCUCCUCCCUCAACACCUCACAUUCCACCUCCUUUGCCCUCGCCACCGCCACCACCACCUCCCACUCAACUUCCACCGCCCUCGCCACCUCUAUCGACACCACCCUCUCCACCUCCUCAGUUCAUGUCGCCUCCACCGCCACCGCCACCACCACCUCCCACUCAACCUCCACCACCCUCGCCACCUCCACCGCCCUCGCCCCCUCUAUCGAUACCACCCUCUCCACCUCCUCAACUCAUGUCGCCUCCACCGCCACCUCUUUCGCCCUUUCCAUCAACCUCGCCAGCUCCAUCGCAAACUCCUUCGCCCUCGCCAGCUCCAUCGCAAACUCCUUCGCCCUCGCCAUCAACCUCUCCCGCUUCGUCGCCAUUGCUAGCUCCAGAGCCACCGUCAUUUCCAUCUCCUGCGCCCUCGCCAGCUCCGCCCGCGCCCUCUUCACAGCCACCGCCUAGUACCGGAAGAAUUUGUCCAAGGGAUGCCCUAGAAUUUCAAGCAUGUGGUCCUUUAUAUUUUGGUUUUACGAUCUACAACGGCGUGGAUACUAUUUCCUCAUGCUGCCCGCUUAUAAAUGACCUUGAUGACCUUCAGUUUCUUUAUUGCAUGUGCGACGCCUUCAAGGCCAAUGAUUUUGGUAUUGUUCAGUUGCCGGCUGAAUUUGAUGUUCGUUAUAUCUAUAUUUUCUGUAAUAUAAGGCAUCCAAGUAAUUUGCUCGACUGUGGCGCGUAG